Messenger RNA from Sitodiplosis mosellana (orange wheat blossom midge), 1479 nucleotides. RefSeq lists its product as uncharacterized. Gene Ontology annotation, cellular component: cytoplasm. Gene Ontology annotation, biological process: secondary metabolite biosynthetic process; amino acid activation for nonribosomal peptide biosynthetic process. The transcript has a single exon. The coding region runs from base 1 to 1479 and encodes 492 amino acids. Gene Ontology annotation, molecular function: phosphopantetheine binding; catalytic activity. The record is from RefSeq and is a predicted model, not a curated record. NCBI's taxonomy places the organism in Eukaryota, Metazoa, Arthropoda, Insecta, Diptera, Cecidomyiidae.
AUGUCUGAAAAGCUAUUGGUAGUACCAAUCGGUCGUCCGCUGCCAAGCUAUCGAAUUUAUCUGCUGGAUGCACAUGCACACGGCGAGCCAGUGCAACUAGGAGCCGAAGGAGAAUUAUAUAUUGGUGGCGUUUGUGUGGCACGUGGCUAUCUCAAUCGUCCUGAACUUACUGCUGAACGUUUUCUACCCGACCCAUUCAGUGACAAUCCAGCAGCACGCAUGUACCGUACCGGUGAUCGAGCACGAUAUCUGUCUGAUGGUAAUCUGGUCUUUUUAGGACGUACAGAUCAGCAAAUAAAAAUCCGUGGAUUUCGAAUUGAGCCUGGUGAAAUUGAAGCCCGCUUAGUCGAACAUCCUCAGGUGCACGAGGCAGUUGUACAAUCUUAUGGCAAUGGAUCAGAUGCUCGUUUGGUAGCUUAUGUGGUGACCAACCAAGGCCAUUCAUUCGCCCAAGAUUUGCGCACGUAUUUGUCAGAAAUACUGCCCAAUUACAUGGUUCCAGCAGCGUAUGUGUGUUUGCCAUCUUUACCGCUCACACCCAAUGGUAAGCUUGACCGGCGAGUACUACCGGCUCCGAAUGAUAAAGCGUUCGCUCAUCAGCAGUUUGAAGCACCACAGGGUGAAAUGGAGGAAAAACUGGCCGAUAUCUGGCGAGAAUUGCUUGGCAUCGAUCGUAUCAGUCGACAUGACAAUUUCUUUGCGUUGGGAGGCCAUUCUUUGUUGGUCGUACGAUUGUUGGCACAGUUGAGACAUAUUGGAUUUGACACCACCGUAAGGGAAGUAUUUGAUGCUCCCACUCUAGCUAUAUUGGCCUCGACUCUCAUCUGUUACAAGGUAGUGGCUAUUCCUCCCAACCUAAUUACCACAGACAUCACAGAGAUUACUCCAGAAAUGCUACCGCUCAUCACUCUUUCACAAGCAGACAUUAAUGCAAUUAUUGCACAGGUACCUGGUGGAUUAGCUAACAUUCAAGAUAUAUACGGAUUGGCUCCUUUACAGAGCGGCAUUUUGUUCCAUCAUAUAAAAGCCAAACGAGGAGAUCCUUACCUGUUGGUUAGCCGCAUAGAGUUUACUAAUCGGACUACACUUAAACGUUAUGCAGACGUCCUGCAACAGGUAAUUAAUAGGCACGAUAUCUAUCGCACGGUCUUCAUCUGGGAAGGCCUCAGUCAGCCGGCGCAGGUCGUUUUGCAACAGGUUCCUCCGUUACUUACUGAGGUUACAUUAGAUAAUGCAGACGAAUCUGUGCUAGAGCAGUUGAAUCACUACUUUGAUCCACGUCACUACUGGUUAGAUUUGACACAGGCACCAAUAUUACGAUUGAUGGCUGCGCCAACAUUUGAUGACAGCUGGAUUGCAAUGCAACUAAUGCAUCAUAUAAUUGGUGACCAUUCAACGCUAGAGAAAAUGGAGGCUGAAGUUAACGCCAUCAUUGACGGAAGGAUUGAAAUGUUGACAUCAGGCCCCGGCUGUAAUUGA